This is a messenger RNA of Topomyia yanbarensis, 1047 nucleotides long. RefSeq names its product mediator of RNA polymerase II transcription subunit 4 (gene MED4). The record is from RefSeq and is a predicted model, not a curated record. Gene Ontology annotation, biological process: regulation of transcription by RNA polymerase II. Gene Ontology annotation, cellular component: mediator complex; core mediator complex. Gene Ontology annotation, molecular function: transcription coregulator activity. The transcript is spliced from 2 exons. NCBI's taxonomy places the organism in Eukaryota, Metazoa, Arthropoda, Insecta, Diptera, Culicidae. Bases 112 to 930 code for a protein of 272 amino acids.
UGUAUUCAGUUGUUUAUCAAAUUUCUUCGUCUUCAGUAGAAGUUUAGAGCACUUUUAAAUUUAAAAUCUUUCAGAAAUCUAUCCUAUACUCAGUAGUUCUAUCAGAAAAUUAUGUCCUCCUACCAUCUGAGCACUAAGGAGCGCCUGCUGGCUAUCGUUGACGACAUCGAAAUCAUUUCAAAGGAGCUGAUUGAGAAUACGAUAGCACCGAAACAUCAAAAGAUAUCCAGUGCUGACCAUUCGCAGCUGGUGGAGUUACUGGUAUCGAAGGAUAGAGAAAUGAAAUCAACUCUUCAGCUGGCGGCUGAGCAAGCCGGCAUCGAAAAAAAGAUGGACAAUCUUCGACAGCAAGUUAAGAAACAGGACGAGGAGAUCAAUCACCUGCAAAAGCAGCUCAAGGAAGCAGAACACAUCCUUGCGACGUCAAUAUUUCAAGCACGCCAAAAAUUAGCCAGUAUAGCUAAGGCUACUAAACGACCUGUGUCUUCGGAGGAAUUGAUUAAAUUUGCUCACCGGAUCAGCGCAUCAAAUGCGAUUUGCGCACCGCUAACAUGGCAGCAGGGAGAUCUCCGGCGACCUUAUCCGACUGAUAUCGAGAUGCGGUUGGGCUUUCUCGGUAAGUCCGACCUGAACAUUAAUGGGCAUAAUCUGCAGCAUCAGAACAGCCUAAACGAGAUGCAUCGAAAUACGACUACUAGCUCUGCCGGGUCGGUAGGGGGUGCCGCUUCAGCAGCUCCAGCCGCCAGCGAGAUACCAGCCUCGGCUCAGAAUCAGUUCGCUUGGCAUCCGUCCGGCGAGCUGCACAUGUCGAUGGGUUCCGGGGCCGGAUCGGUCUCGCUGGAUACUCGUGCCCACAAGGAUGCCUCGCAGGAUGACGUCGAAGUGAUGUCGACCGACAGUUCCAGCUCAAGCUCGAGCGAUUCGCAGUAAGGUGAAGUAUUGGUAAGGUUGGUGAAUAAAUACGGUUAUAUCGAAAACGGGGUUAAUCUUUGCGAGAGAAAGCCAGGUGUAGUGGGUAAGGAAUAUGGAGAAAGGGUUUCUUUGAUU